Molecule: messenger RNA, 4777 nt
Organism: Gopherus evgoodei (Goodes thornscrub tortoise)
Lineage: Eukaryota; Metazoa; Chordata; Testudines; Testudinidae
Exons: 7
Coding region: 857-3475 (872 amino acids)
Source: RefSeq, a predicted model, not a curated record
UGGGUCGGAGGGUAAAUAGGUGGGGAAGGAUAUGGCUUUAUUGGGGGGUCAGGGAGCUGGGGCAGAGAGCUGGGUUAUGAGUGAGGGGCAGGGAACUGGGUAUGAGGGUGGAUGGGCAAGGAUGGGCCUGCCUUAGCCAGCGGGUAGGAAAUUGGGUUAUGGGGUAGAGGGCCAGGAGGUGGGUUAUGGGGCAGGGAGCCAAGGCAAGGGAGAGGGGGGCAGGGAACUGUGAAAUGGGGCAGAAAGAUGGGUUGUGGAGUUGGAGGCAGGGAGCUGAGUAUUGAGCUGGAUGGGUGGGGAGAGGCAUGUCUUGUCCGGGGGGAGGAAGCUGGUAGUGGGCUGGUAGUGGGCCAGAAGGUGGCCUGUAGGGCAAGGAGCUGGGUUAAGGGUUGGAGGAGCAGGAAUCUGAGUUGAGGGGUAGGGAGCUGGGUAGUGGGCCAGGAGAGGGCUAUGGGGCAGGGACCUGGGAGAAGUGGGGUUGUCUAUGUGGGGGGCAAGCAGCGUUGGCAAAUGUUGGCUGAGCUGUUCUAGCCUUGGCCUCAGUAUCUUGUGCUGACUCCUGGGUGUUUCCCUCCCUUCUCUAGGAGAAUGCUGCAUUGGGGAGGGGAAGUGCUCCCAUCCCUCGGGCUGGGUGCUGUCUACUUGUCCCAUAGUUUCAGUCCUGCGUGGGCCAGCAGGGUGUGUGGCUGGUCAGGCUCCCUGAGUGCAGGCUGCAUGUCUGUCCGGCUGGGAAACUCUGGGCUGAUUGCCGUGGGCUGCAGCUGAUGUGGAGCUGAGUGCAGGUGCAAGCUGUUUCCACAGCAGCCAGCUUUGUGUGGUGCCACCUGCUGAACAAGUCCCAUCUCAAGUCCCUGUGAUGCGUAGGGACCGGCCCCCGGAGCGGGCGGCCAGCUGGCCGGCUGACCAUGUCAUAGUGCUCAUCUCCUACUGGGCAGAGGCGGCUGCUGUGCACGAUCUGGGCUCCCAUGGCAGGAACAGAGUUGUCUAUGAUGGUAUCUCCCAGCGCCUGUCGAAGCUUGGCAUCUACCGCACCGGGGACCAGUGCCGAGAGAAGAUGAAAGCUCUGAAGGUGGCUUAUCGCAAGGCCAAAGAGAAUAACGCAGCUGGAAGGCCGCCCAUGCGCUGCCCCUUCUACGACGAGAUGGACCAGAUCAUGCAGCGCUGUGUCAACACCCGCUCCAGCCUCCUUGCAGAGAGCGGCGAGGGGCCUGGUGCCACAGACAGGCAGGAGGGCACAGCUGCCCUGGAAAGCUGGGAGACACCAGCCUCAGCCUCUGACCAUUGGGGGACCCAGGCCACUGAGAGCUGGGGAUGUGAGGAGCCGGGCUAUGUACUCCCUGAGGUGCAGGACCCGCUGGGCGAGGUGCAGGCUGUGCGGGUGCAGGUGAAGGAGGAAGAGACAUCCACGGAUGAGCUGCCACACGAACCUGACCCUUCCCCAUCGGCAUCGACGGAGCCCCAACCGGCCUCCCGGAAGCUGGUCUCGGCACUGGACCGGCUUGUACAUCUCCGGGCCAGGAAGCGCAAGACGCGGGAGGAUGGGCCGCUGGAGACUCCACGGGGCCCUAGCCAGAAGCACGGGCGCAGCCAGCUGGAGCUGAAGCGGGCAAGGCGCACUGGUGCCUGGAAGGCAGAGGAGAGGCAGAGCCUGGCCGAGUUCAUCCAGCAUGACCGGGAGAUGCGGCGGGAGGACCGGGAGUUCCAGGCCCAGCUCCUGGAGAAGCUCUUCCAGAAGCAGCUGGAGAUGGUGGGGGCCCUGGCCCAGCCUGCACCCCCACUGCAGGAGCCAGAGCCGGUGAUGCGGGUGGGAGCUGGGCUUCAGUUGCAUGCUCUGCUGGAGCAGGUGGUGCGAGCACAGGCCAAGGGGCAGGAGGCCGAGGCAGCUGGCCCCGCCCCUGCAGGAGCCCCGGAGCAAGCAGGGAAAGCGCCCCCUGCUGUGCAGUACUGGACGGCAGAUGAGAUCCUGCGCUGGCUGGUGCCGCAACAGCCGCUGAUCGGGCAGCAGCCUUGGGGCGAGCGGUGUCGGGAGGGGCUGCCGGGCCCCCUGCCCUCGCGGAGAGAGGGAGAAGGGGGGGAGAAAGAGACAGAUCUCGCCUCCUCCAGACGAGUGACUGACACCUGCCAGGGGCCCAAAGAGCGGGGGGGAGUCCGACUUCUCCCUCCCCUCUGUGGGGAAGCCCACCAGAUCCACGCCAGCCUGGAUGCCAGCGAGGCCGGUGACGGUGCCAAGGUGAAAGGAACUGUCCUGCACAGCCAUGACACGGAGACACAGCGCCAGCGCUUCAGGGGCUUCCGCUACCAGGAGGCUGAGGGGCCCCGGGAGGUUUAUGGCCGCCUGUGGGAACUUUCCCAUCGCUGGCUGCAGCCAGAGACCCGCACCAAGGAGCAGAUGUUGGAGCUUCUGGUUCUUGAGCAGUUCCUGAGCCUCCUGCCUGAGAAAAUGCAGAGCUGGGUGCAGGAGCGUGGCCCAGUGAGUGGCCAGGAGGCCGUGGCCCUGGCAGAGGAUUUCCAGCUUGUUCCCCAGAAGCCCAGAUGGCAGCCCCAGGCGCGGGUACCAGCCCAGGAAGGGGCCAGGGAUGUCGGUGCGGCGCAGCGGGCUCCACUGGCUGAGUGGCAGAGAGCGCCCCAGGGGUCCAGCGGGCAGGAGAACGGCUGGAACAGCGGCUUGCUGGCUGCCACACCGGGCACCCCACUGGUGCGGAGACCAAGCCUGGGGGCAAUUGAGACAGCUGCUCCCCAGCCCCUGUGCAGCAGAGUGGGCUCCAGGCAGGGACAGCAAGUGGAGAAUGGCUUAGAGCCGCGGCAGAGCACUGGGCACCUGCGGCGAGCAGAGAAGAACACUGCCCCAGUGCCACGCCCAGCAGCUGGGAAGGCGACCGAGCUGCGCAGUGCUGGCCCAGGAGGGCAUGUGGGGACAGACAGCAUGCCACAGGGCAGAGCCACCAUUCAAGGGGGCAGCAGCAUCUCAGAGGCUCAGAAUGGGGUCACACAGCUGCCUGUGCCCUGCACCCCAUGUGAGCAGCAGACACCUGCUGGCCUCGUGCAGACGGAGUGCACCGGCUCCAAGGGUGACUGGACCUGUAGCCCCCAGCGCAGGAGCUCUGGCUGUGCUUCCCCUGGACUGGAUGGCCCUUUGAUUGGGGAUGUCUUGGAGACAUCCUUGGACUCCCCAUGGGAUGGAGAGGGCAGCGCAGACAGAGCACCAGAGGACGGCGCAACCUGCCCUGGGGCACGGCCCCACUGCCUGGGCUGCACGGUGCUGCGGGCUGAGCUGGAUGCUGCGCGGGAGGAGCUGAGAAUCACCCAAGCUUCCACACUGUACGGGCUGAGUGGCACCCAGCUGCAGGGCCUGGCUGAGGCCCUGGGCACCAUCUCGCGCAUCCUGAACGACAGGAGGCCGACAACGAACAAACCCCCCUGGGGUGUAUCCGAGAGCCUGGGCGUGGCCAUGACCCGACAAACACAGCUGUCCUGAAGCCUAAGUGCCUGGCAAGCAGCUGGCCGUGGCCUGCCACCGAGGAGCCCACACGAUGUUCAGCAGCAGCACCAGGGAGAAGAUGACCUCCCACUCAAUCCCAGAGCCGCUAGCGUUGAGCCCCAUACUCAUGGCAGUGCCUGGAGCAGGGAGGCCUUGGACAGGACCUGAGGGGUGCUGGGCCAGCUGCCUGCGGUGUUGGGAGCUGGAUCCAGCAGGGCCUGUGCUGAUCCAAGGCAGCUGGCAUCUCGUCACUGGACUUUGCAGGGAGCCUUUCCUACUUGACUAGCUUUUUGAUGCAAUGUCCCCAAAGCCCCCUACUUUCCCCUUCACUUCUCAGGUUGGUCUCAAUAAAGCAAUGCGCAGAGCUCCAGGCCCGGUGUGUGCAGAGCACAGGCAGCUAGAGCCCAUUGGUCUGUGCUGACUGUGACUGUUGCUCUGGAACAGACUAUUUAGCUGUAUCUCCACUGGCCCAGCAGCAGCCUGUGUUCUCAGGGGGAGUGCUGGGUGCUGAGUGCUUGUUACCAUCUGACACGUAGCACUUAGCCCCAGUCUCUUGGCCUGUCACUGUGAUGGGGCGGAGGGUGAAUCCUAGCACUACAGGGCAUGUGGGACAGUGCUGGCUCUGGCCCUUCGUGUGGCAUGCACCAGCCUGACCUUUGUUCCAGUGGAUCCACCUUCCUGGGAAAUAGCCUGGCGUGCUAGCUGCCUCCUUGCCUGUCAAUGCCCAGUACCCUCACUACAGACUCUGGCUGGAGAAGGCUGAAGACUGCAGAGGAGCCCAUCGCUUUCCUGGCUCUAGCCACUUCUGCUACAGAAAAUGGGUUUUUGCUGAAAGGCUGAGAAUGAGUGUGUGCUGCUCUCCUCAGGGAACCCAGAACCGGCAGCCCUCCGCCUCAGGAAGAGGGAGCUCAAGCACGUGGCAGCUCCCGGCCAUCCCAUCGAUGACCUCUCGAGGUCCCUUCCAGUCCUAGAGUCUAUCCCAGUCUGUCUGCCUCACCAGCAAAUGCCUUGAGACUCUGCCAGUCUAAACCUUGCCUUGCACCCCAGUCCCCCGGAGAUGUGUCUGCAGUGCCCAGUCCCUCUUACUGGGCCCUUACAGAAAUAAGGUUGUUCCCUCCAAAGAGCCAGAGCCAGAGCCUGCUUGUUCACUCAGCUGAGAUCUCACCCUUGAAUGCACAGUACUGAGAUGGUUUUGUAAUAAAACAAGAAGUUGAUAAAUAAAGAACACUGAUUGAAGUGAUACUAGGCAGGAAUAAGAGACAGAAAAGGAUUACAAACAAAAUAAAAAGACUGUGCUUU